Molecule: messenger RNA, 971 nt
Organism: Anarrhichthys ocellatus (wolf-eel)
Lineage: Eukaryota; Metazoa; Chordata; Actinopteri; Perciformes; Anarhichadidae
Product: FGFR1 oncogene partner-like
Exons: 5
Coding region: 368-805 (145 amino acids)
Biological process (GO): microtubule anchoring
Cellular component (GO): centrosome
Molecular function (GO): protein binding
Source: RefSeq, a predicted model, not a curated record
GUCUCAUUUUCUACAGAAUUUGUGCCAAAUUACAUCGUUUUGUAUUCUAAGAAAACGUAUUGGUAAUUAUUUCAGAUAGUUUAAAUAUUAAUGUAAAACAUGAGCUUCUUUUCCAGUAAUAUGUAAUGUUAUUGUAGUGACUCCAAUAACAAAGAUAUAACAUCAUCCACAUUAUUGAGUUUAUUGAAUAAUUUCUAAAGAACAAAAAUCACACUUUCUAUUUCUGUUCAGUUCCUCUCUCCGUCCAGCAGGAGGCGGUGUCUCGCUCUCUGACACGAAAAUAAAAACAGUAGAAGAAGACACUUCCGGGUGGUUUGUUUUGGUUCUGUUGCCCAGUUAGCCGUUAGCAGUUAGCUUCCAGCUAUCCAUGUCGGCUACAGAGGACGACACCGAGCUGCGGGACCUCCUGAUCCAGAACCUGGAGAACAACGGAGUCCUCAACAAGCUGAAGGCAGAGAUGAGGGCAGCAGUGUUCCUGGCCAUGGAGGAGCAGGACCAGCUGGAGGUGAAGAACAAGAGUCCUCUGAUCAACGAGAACCUGAAGAAGUGUCUGAACAGCAGAGACGGACGUCUGGUGGCCGGUCUCAUCGUGGACUUCCUGCAGGUCUUCAACCUGGACUUCAGCCUGGCCGUGUUCCAGCCGGAGAUCAACUCGCUCAACAGUCUGGACAGUCGGGACCUGGUCUGCAGAGAUCUGUGUCUGUCAGAGUCCGAGGUGAACAGGAACUGUCCUCUGCUGCUGGAGCUGGUGAGGAGAGGACGACACAAACCCUCUGAGGUGAGACAUGAGGACGUGAGGACGUGAAGACAAGUAGACAUGUGGACAUUAAUCUGUCUGUCUGUGUUGUGAUCUGGUCAGUAGGGAUAGAAUAGUUACAGCUUUGGUUUCCUGUUGAUCUCACUGUGUUUACUGUUGAAGCUCAGAGUCACAGUACUACUACUACUACUGCUACCACUACUAGCACUACUAC